UCAACGAACCAGCUUUUAUAUAUUUAAUCACAUUGAUUACUAAAUUAUUAGCCCAGAAAUACUUUUUUUUUUUUUUUUGCAAGAAUGGCAGAUUGGAGGUCACAAUUCACAAAUCAAGCGUUUACUGUCUCUUUCUUCAUUUCUCUGGGUGGCAAUCUUUAUUAUUAUUACUGACGAUGAUUGGAUCAAAUGGCAAGCGGCUUGUUUCAGCUUAAUCUUGUCUCUGUUAUCUCCGUUGAGAACCACCACAUUGGCGCUGCACCAAUAGACCACUGUGUCCGCAUUUUGCAGAGAACCGAGAUCAGUCAGGGAGUGAGCCAUCUCUUUGCGUUUGUCUUCUUGCCUAUCUGAGAAUAUGGUCUUUUUAUGCCCAUCCUCGUGAGACAUGACCCAUUUGACCUCCUCACAUCUCUGCUGGGUCGGUAAACAUAUCUUUUGUUUUUCUGAUCUCAAGUUCCAAAAAGAAUAAAUAAAAGAGAGAAAAGUCUCUUGGUUUGAGGUGGGUUUUUUGGGUUUAUUCCAUUUGGGUCAUGGCAGUUUUCUGUGAUCUUGAAGUGGAUGUAAAUGGAGAAGAGACUUUCCUGGUAAACAAGGUAAUCAAUCCUAUGCUCCCCU
Rubroshorea leprosula is the source of this 615-nucleotide messenger RNA. The record is from the annotation of a GenBank genome assembly. NCBI's taxonomy places the organism in Eukaryota, Viridiplantae, Streptophyta, Magnoliopsida, Malvales, Dipterocarpaceae.